Molecule: messenger RNA, 871 nt
Organism: Drosophila obscura
Lineage: Eukaryota; Metazoa; Arthropoda; Insecta; Diptera; Drosophilidae
Product: elongation of very long chain fatty acids protein 4
Exons: 4
Coding region: 1-828 (275 amino acids)
Biological process (GO): fatty acid elongation, monounsaturated fatty acid; very long-chain fatty acid biosynthetic process; fatty acid elongation, saturated fatty acid
Cellular component (GO): endoplasmic reticulum membrane
Molecular function (GO): fatty acid elongase activity
Source: RefSeq, a predicted model, not a curated record
AUGUCGUUCAAUGGCAGCACGAAAAUUGGUUUCCCCGGCAUUGGCAGCUAUCCGUAUCCAUUUGCGGAGCUGGCGGAUGAGCGCACACGGACGUGGCCGCUGGUGGAGUCGCCUUGGAAUGCAGCUAUCCUGCUGGCCUUGUAUUUGCUGAUGGUGCGCUAUGCACCCAAAUGGAUGGCCAGGUACAAACCGUUGCAGCUGCGUGGCCCAUUGUUCUGCCACAACCUGGCCAUGGCCCUGCUGAAUGCCCACAUAUGCCUGGAGCUUUUUACGGCGUCGCGUGCCCUCAACUAUAGCAUCAGCUGUCAGCCGUGUCGGGUGAGCCAUAGCCCCCAUGAAAUGCGUAUUGCCGCGGCCUUUUGGUGGUUCUACAUCUCGAAAAUACUUGAAUUUGCCGACACGGCCUUUUUCAUCCUGCGCCAGAAGUGGUCACAGUUGAGCUUCCUGCAUGUCUACCACCAUAGCACCAUGUUUGCCAUGUGCUGGAUCGUUGUCAAGUGGAUACCGACCGGCUCGACCUUUCUGCCAGCCAUGAUGAACUCCUUCGUGCACAUCAUUAUGUACGGCUAUUACGCGCUGAGUGUGCUGGGGCCCCGCAUUCAGCCGUAUCUGUGGUGGAAGCGCCACUUGACCGCCCUGCAGCUGUUGCAGUUUGCCAUUGGCCUGGCCUGGGGUUCGCAGGCCAUCAUCCAGAGAUGCGAAUACCACACCUGGGUUAGUCUCACCGGCGUCGCCUACAUGCUAACGUUUCUCUACCUCUUUGGCCGCUUCUAUGCCCAAAAAUACAGGGUAGCAGCAGCCGUCAAGCAUCUCAAGUACACGAAAUAAAGUUCUGAGCCACAGAUUUUAUUACAACUUCAACGUGACACUU